Molecule: messenger RNA, 1884 nt
Organism: Aspergillus sclerotioniger CBS 115572
Lineage: Eukaryota; Fungi; Ascomycota; Eurotiomycetes; Eurotiales; Aspergillaceae
Product: WD40 repeat domain-containing protein
Exons: 5
Coding region: 1-1884 (627 amino acids)
Biological process (GO): regulation of transcription by RNA polymerase II
Cellular component (GO): Set3 complex
Molecular function (GO): transcription corepressor activity; protein binding
Source: RefSeq, a predicted model, not a curated record
AUGGCACAACCCGAUCUCACCUCGCAUCACGUCAAUUACCUAAUAUGGAGGUACCUUCAGGAAUCAGGGCAUGGUGAGGCCGCACUCACUCUUCAGCGCGCGUGGAAUCAUGACCCGCAGAGUUUGCCGUUUGCUCCAUACAUUAAAACACAUGCUCUAGUGUCCCUGGUUCAAAAGGGUCUGCAGUACUAUGAACUCGAGCAUUCGCUCGACAGGGAUGGAAAUCCUACGUCGUUCACAUCUUCUGAUUAUUUCUUCGGGCCAACACCACUGGAACUCGAAAUACAAAAGGGUCAAAGUGGCCCCGGGGAGGCAGGCGUUGGCACAGACCAGGCGCCUGUCUCGCCUACAAGCAAAGUUCCGCGAGAUGGCGGCGUGAUCAACGGUCACUUGACGGCCGAGGCGGCGGCGGCGGCGGCAACGGCAGCGGCACCCCAAGCUACCACCAGUGUCAAGAAACCGCGCAAGAGCGGAGAUCUCAACGGCGAUGAAGUGCCCAUGGAAAUCGACUCGAACGGGGUGAUGACGGAAAGCAAACCAGCAGCGGUGGACGAGUCGCCUCCGACAGCCGACAUGGCGGUGGAUGGUGACGGCGAUGUGAGCAUGGACAUCCGACCGGAUUCGCAGGACCAGGAACCAGCCCCAGCAGCGGUGGCGCCGACCUUCACUUUAACCACCGGCCACAGCGUUGGCGUCCAGAUCACCCCCGCCAAGGCCGCCGACCUUGGACCCGACACCGCCAUCCUCGAUGUGGCUAGUGAUGACCACGUGACCCGCGCCCUUUGGCGCCCCAAGGACCCUACCGUCGUGGUCGCAGCCGGCGAUAGCUUCUGCAGCUUGUGGAGGCUGUCAUCUACCUCGGCUCCGGUGCAAGAGAAACUCGUGGAGAACAAAGGGGAUAGCGCCUGUGUUUCGGCAGUCGCUUGGGACCCUUUAGGCCAGAAGCUGGCCGUCGCAACCUACAACGAUAUGCGAGGUUCUAUCACCAUGUAUGAUGUCUCCGGCAAUGCUGUCGAUCUCCUUCCGGAGGUUCCUCGGAUGAUUACCGGUCUGCAUUGGGCGGAAAGCGGUUCCCAUUUGAUUGUGGUCGCUUCGGACAGCCGAAUCUCCGAGCUGGCCCUCUGGGAUGAUUCUCUACGACCCGACGAAUUUCCUUCUCCGCAAGUUAUCGACGGAUCAGUCUUUGACCUUUGCUGGCUGGGUCCAAAUCAGGCAUUUGCUUGCGGUAAUGGGACCGUCUAUCAAUGUGAUGUCGAUUCAAGCAUUCAUAUCUCGAAAACCUUCUCAUCAGGCGACGCCGACCGGCCCUGGACAUUCAUCCGAUGUGCCAGUGCCGGCUCUUCUUCUGUGGCAGUGACCGCAUCCUCGGCCAAUGCUACGAUAUGGGUUCCUACCCAUGAUAUGCAUCUUGAUGGUGCGCAUGAAGGCGACAUCACGGCAAUCGAACUCAAGCCCAACAGGGAACAUCAGGCAGGACAGAUAACACAGCCCAUUGUUCUAGCUUCUUCUUCAACCGAUGAUACAGUCAAGGUAUGGCAACUUGACCUGGGGUCCAGAGAGUUCAAUUGCAUUCACCGAUUGUUCCUCGGUCCCUCGUCACCGGCUCUUGCCAGCACUUUCUCCCCCGAUGGGUACGCCCUUGCCGCUGCCAGUAAAGAGGGCUUGUUCAUCUGGAACGCACAGCGCGGUGGCACUGCCCUAGCCACAUGGAAGGCACCAGGGCUCGACGACAAGGAAAAAGAAGAGGAGCCCAGUUCCAUAGUGAACGGGCACAAUGGCACUGCAGAGUCGGUGCCGGAUCGCAGUCUAGCUUGGGAUACCGAUGGCAAGAAGCUUGCUUUUGGUUUUGGCAACCAGUUGGCCAUUGUAAACCUGCAACGCUGA